Molossus molossus (Pallas's mastiff bat) is the source of this 2575-nucleotide messenger RNA. It is a transcript of the gene GCDH, whose product is annotated as glutaryl-CoA dehydrogenase. The transcript has 12 exons. The record is from RefSeq and is a predicted model, not a curated record. Lineage: Eukaryota; Metazoa; Chordata; Mammalia; Chiroptera; Molossidae. Gene Ontology annotation, molecular function: fatty-acyl-CoA binding; flavin adenine dinucleotide binding; glutaryl-CoA dehydrogenase activity. Gene Ontology annotation, cellular component: mitochondrial inner membrane. Gene Ontology annotation, biological process: fatty acid beta-oxidation using acyl-CoA dehydrogenase; fatty-acyl-CoA biosynthetic process. Bases 177 to 1490 code for a protein of 437 amino acids.
UAGACCCAUGAUGGAGCGAGUCUCAGGACCAACCAAUGAGAAGUCUCAUUUGGCCUCCGCCCCUCCCACCCCCGCCUGAGGUCAAAAGCCUUUGUCAGUUGCACCGCGGCCUGUGAGCGGAGUAUCAAGGCGCCUAGUUGGCUGUGGUUGCUUUGCUCGCUCGUCCCGCUGCCUACAUGGCCCUGAGAGGCGUCUCCGGGCGGCUGCUGAGCCGCGGACCCCUCCUGUGCUUUCUGCGCGCGUGGGGCUCGGCGACGGCGCUGACCGAAAAGGGUGGGAAGACACAGAACCGACCGGCCAAAUCCUUGCGUCCUGAGUUUGACUGGAGGGACCCGCUGGUGCUGGAGGAGCAGCUGACAGCUGAUGAGAUCCUUAUCAGGGACACUUUUCGCACCUACUGCCAGGAGCGCCUCAUGCCCCGCAUCCUGCUCGCCAAUCGCAACGAAGUUUUUCACCGGGAGAUCAUCUCUGAGAUGGGGGAGCUUGGUGUGCUGGGCCCCACUAUCAAAGGGUAUGGCUGUGCUGGAGCCUCAUCUGUGGCUUAUGGGCUCCUGGCCCGGGAGCUGGAGCGGGUAGACAGUGGCUACAGGUCAGCAAUGAGUGUCCAGUCUUCCCUUGUCAUGCACCCCAUCUAUGCAUAUGGCAGCAAGGAGCAGCAGCAGAAGUAUCUGCCCCGGCUGGCCAAAGGGGAGCUCCUUGGCUGCUUUGGACUCACAGAGCCCAACCACGGGAGUGACCCUGGCAGCAUGGAGACCAGAGCCCGCCAUAAUGUGUCUAGCAGGAGCUACACCCUCAAUGGGACCAAGACCUGGAUCACCAACUCGCCUGUGGCCGACCUGUUUGUAGUGUGGGCUCGGUGUGAAGAUAACUGUAUUCGGGGCUUCCUGCUGGAGAAGGGGAUGCGGGGUCUCUCUACCCCCAAGAUCGAGGGCAAGUUUUCCCUGCGGGCCUCAGCCACGGGCAUGAUUGUCAUGGAUGCUGUGGAGGUGCCGGAGGAAAACAUACUGCCCGGUGCCUCUGGGCUGGCGGGUCCCUUCGGCUGCCUAAACAAUGCCCGGUAUGGUAUUGCCUGGGGCACGCUUGGAGCUGCUGAGUUCUGUUUGCACACAGCCCGGCAGUACACCCUGGACAGGAUUCAGUUUGGUGUCCCACUGGCCAGGAACCAGCUAAUUCAGAAGAAGCUGGCGGACAUGCUCACUGAGAUCACGCUGGGCCUUCAUGCUUGCCUGCAGCUUGGCCGCUUGAAGGAUCAAGACAAGGCCACCCCGGAAAUGGUCUCCCUGCUGAAGAGAAAUAACUGUGGGAAGGCCCUGGACAUCGCCCGCCAGGCCCGAGACAUGCUGGGGGGAAAUGGGAUUUCUGACGAAUAUCAUGUGAUCCGGCAUGCCAUGAACCUGGAGGCUGUGAACACCUAUGAAGGCACUCACGACAUUCAUGCUUUGAUCCUCGGAAGGGCAAUCACAGGGAUCCAGGCAUUCACCAGCAAGUGAAUACACUUCACCCCAGGAGCCUGGAUGGUCCCAAUCCCUUCCCAGGGAUCUGCUGUGCUCUGAGUUUACUCAGGGAGGUCGCAGAUGGAGCCAUUUUAUGGUGGGAGGUGAGAGACACUGAUUUUUAAAUUUCAAAUUUUCCCUUUUGAAGUCACUCAAAUGUGCUCCUUAAAAGAAGUGGGGCUCUCUGUACCAAGUUUCUCAAUCCAGCAGACCCCACUACCUUGGAACAGAAGCUUCUCUUGACUUGGAUCAGGGAGAGGAAAGAGAGUGACACCAAAGCAACCUCUGUGAGACCUGACCUAGUGGCUGACUGAGCAGCCCCCCCUGCUCCUCGAGUUCCCUGUGUGCCCUCUGACCCACCCAUCUUGCUACUCCAGAUGGGAGGGUCAGAUGUCCCACUCAUGAGAUCCCCUGUGCAUUCUGAAGAAACAUCAGGGACAAGCAUUAACACUGGAACUGAACAUAACAUAAGUGCCUUAGAUUUACAUUGGGGUAGAAUGAGGGGGAAGAAAGAAUAAUAAACAGUCUGGGAGGAGGGUAAUGGGGGGAAAAGGGGGACAUUUGUAAUACUGUCAACAAUAAAAUAAAAGAGUCUGCACAUCUGAUCCUCAAUAUUGGGCCACAGUUACUUGUAACCACCUGAGUGGUCCUUUCAGUCACAGGGAAAAUGAACAUGUAUGGGAGCUGUGAGGUGCUCAGAUGUGGUGGGGAUUUCCCCCUGCCUCCACAGUGACCUGGCCCAUGUCUGCAUCUUUGGCUCUGCUGUAAUAAGUAAACCUGGUUAGGCACUGCUCAGGGAUGUAGGUGGAGGGGACUUUGUUCUUUCUGUCACCACACAGAGCUGGCCACAUAGCAAUGAAAUAACAGUGGGCUGGUUUCUCAGCUCCAACACACCGUGUUUAUAGAUCUUGGAGCCACAAGCGAGAUGGCAGGAGCCCCCAAUUCUGUUGACAUUUACUUUCAUCUCAGCCCCUACAGUUCUCCUCAGGCACCACCCCUUGUGUGGGUUUAGUCAUACCUCUGGCUGGACACACAGGUCUUUAUACACGGUCUCCACAGUGUGGCACACUUGUUUGAGCUCU